This is a messenger RNA of Cylas formicarius (sweet potato weevil), 3124 nucleotides long. It is a transcript of the gene MFS16, whose product is annotated as glucose-6-phosphate exchanger SLC37A2. The coding region runs from base 150 to 1823 and encodes 557 amino acids. Gene Ontology annotation, molecular function: transmembrane transporter activity. NCBI's taxonomy places the organism in Eukaryota, Metazoa, Arthropoda, Insecta, Coleoptera, Brentidae. The transcript has 10 exons. Gene Ontology annotation, cellular component: membrane. Gene Ontology annotation, biological process: transmembrane transport. The record is from RefSeq and is a predicted model, not a curated record.
AAUGGAUUUUUUAAGAAGUAAUUUAUUCGAUGUAAAUGUCACUUCAAAUGGUCGUGCGGUUGUGUCGUCAAAAACAAUAAACGUCAAAUCGGUAGUAGUGUAGGUAGGAUUAAGGUUAGAUCUUUUGUUUGUUUUCGUUAGCCCAGUUUAUGGUGAAUUUUGUGCGGGCGAAGUUCAGGCAAUUCCGGAGGAAGACGAAAAUGAGUUUUGCUUACAGCGAGCUUCCAUGGGGCGUCAGGUUUUUAAACAGGGUUACCGGGAUUUUCUGUUCCAAAUUACAUUUCAACAAGGAGUUAUGUUACAAGGCCAGUGUUGUAUUUUUGACCUACGUGGGGUAUACGUGUUAUCAUAUGUCCAGGAAGCCCAUCUCGGUAGUGAAAACUGUAUUACAUAGGAAUUGUAGCACAUUAACUCCGCCUACCGCGGACGAACCCGACAAUUGGUGCGACUGGGCGCCUUUUAAUGGAUCCGAUGCAACCGCGUCUCAAAUGUUGGGCGAACUUGAUUCAGCGUUCCUCUUCUGUUAUGCUAUAGCGAUGUUUGUCUCGGGAUUUGUUGCAGAACGAGUGAACUUGAGAUAUUUUCUCGGUAUCGGUAUGGUAAUGUCUGGCAUUUUUAGUUACCUAUUUGGUAUUGGCAAGACUUACGACAUUCACAACUUGUGGUAUUAUGUGGUCGUACAGGCUUUAGCUGGUAUUUUCCAAACCACCGGCUGGCCGGGGGUGGUAACAGUCAUGAGUAAUUGGUUUGGUAAGAGCAAGCGGGGCCUAAUAUUUGGUUUGUGGAAUUCCCAUACAAGUAUAGGGAAUAUACUAGGUACUGUAAUAGCGGCGAACUAUGUGGAAACAGACUGGGCGUUGUCUUUUAUCGUCCCUGGAUUAAUUAUGGGGCUGGCUGGAUUUAUGUUGUUUUCGUUUUUGGUCGUAAACCCCGGCGACGUGGGACUCGGCACCGCCGAAAUCCGGAUAGACUCUGCAAGAGUUUACAGGCCCCUAAACAGCCAAAUCGCCAACGCGGGAUCUCCCUCGACGUCGAGCUCGGAGGUGGACGAUUCUGAAAUAGUGAUCGGAGACCAGGAAGUGCAGCGUCGCGGUGUCUCGGAACGUUCUCGACUCCUCGGCGAAUCCAGCGGCGACAGCGGCCGAAACCAGGCGAUCGGUUUUGUCGGCGCCCUCCGCAUACCAGGAGUCGUGGAGUUCUCCCUGUCGCUCUUCUUCUCCAAAUUGGUCAGCUACACUGUCCUCUAUUGGCUUCCGUUGUACGUCAGCACUUCCACAACGAUGAGUGCCACCUCGAGCGCGGACUUUUCGACCCUGUUCGACGUCGGCGCGGUGGUGGGGGCGGUGGUGGCGGGCGUAAUCAGUGACAAGAGCGACAUGCCCGCUACUACGUGCGUGUGCAUGCUGGCGCUGGCCGCCCCCGCGAUAAUCGCGUAUCAGAAUCUGGGCGGCGCAGGUAUCGGAGUAAAUAUGUUGAUGCUGCUGGUGGUGGGGGUGUUGGUCAACGGUCCCUACGCGUUGAUCACGACCGCCGUUUCGGCGGAUUUGGGCACCCAUCACUGUCUGGAGGGCAACUCGAAAGCGUUGGCCACGGUCACCGCCAUCAUCGACGGUACCGGAUCCAUAGGUGCGGCGGUGGGUCCCCUGCUAGCUGGUUUCCUCUCGAGCCACGGCUGGCACACCGUUUUCUACAUGCUGAUGUUGUCGGACGUGUGCGCUUUAAUCCUGCUACUGCGGUUGGUGAAGCGCGAGCUGGUCGCUUUCGGGGCGCGGCGGACAUUCGUCUGGAGGGGUUUUUCCGCCGCCCACGAGAGAGAGUGUUAAGCAUUUUGUUACCUUCCGAACUAGGUUUAUGCCUAUGGUGAUUUUUCUAUAGUAUUGUUUACAGAUCGCUGCUACCUCUGUAUAUAAAUAUUGUAAAUUGUUUUAUUCGCGUGAAAAGACAGGCCCGGGCGACAUUCCUUAAAGAACGCGGGACGUUCUCAUCACCCGCGCGGGUGAGAAACCUAAAACGCGCAUUCGGUUUACUUGUAAUAUAGCAGAAAUUACAAUUUAUAUUUUACCGAUGGCACCUAUUAUUUAUCCCACGGCAGACAUUAUUUAGUAACCGACUAGUUUCCUUACACUCUAUAAACUCCUUAGUGAAUCCGAGGCUUCAAUAUUGAUUUAACUGCGCAACUGUAGUUUUAGUGCAGAAAUCAAUGUUCACGCGCAUGAAUUACUAAGUCAAAUUAAUUUUCCCCACCGUUAUUGAACUAUAAAGCUUAGUGAUCUAUCUCAGUUGCAAAAUUACGAUUGUCGAGGCAGUGGCAGGUAGUAUCUGUGCCUGUCAGUAGCAAACUAACCAAAACACCACUUUUAAAAUGAAGGAAAUCUUUUUCUAGGAGGGAAUAAAGACAGCGGAUUAUGAAAAAUGGAGCAAGUGUGCUCGAAAUAAAGGAAAGAAUGUGAGAACCUGAUAGCAGGAAACAAAUUUAUAAAAUGUGUGUUUUAAUGAACCCGUCUUGCCUAAGAGUAUUCAAGGAAAGCCUUACAGUGCUAAAUAAAUUUAUUAUUAUAUAUAUGAGGGGGUACCCAUAAAAAACCGGAAUUGAAUUGCCGCGCGCAGAGCUUGAAUAGUACACCUUUCUGCCGCUAGGUUGCGGAUAGUACAACUUAUUGCGAGUUCAACGCCACCUUCGUUUUAAAUUUAACUUGUUUUAACCGUUUUUUUCGAUGGCAAGUUUAAAAGAACAACGUGCAGCUGUGAAAUUUUGUUUUCUGCUCGGUAAAAGUGCUGCUGAAACUGUUUCAAUGUUAAAAACAGCUUAUAAAGACGAUGCGAUGGGAAAAACUCAAGUGUACCAGUGGUUUGUUCGCUUCAAAAAUGGCGACGAGUCAACUAAUGACCGACCUCGUUCUGGACGUCCAUCAACUGCUCGAAUCGGCGAAAAUAUUGAAAAUAUUCGAGAGUUUGUUCUCACAGUACGUCGACAGACAAUUGAACAAUUAUCAAAGAUUUGUUCCUCGUGUUCUGACUGACAUGCAAAAAGAACAUCUAGUUGAAACAUGUCGUGCUUUGAAUCAACAGCUUGAAACGGAUCCAGAUUUUGUUUCAAGGAUCAUUACUGGUGACGAGUCAUGGU